AUGAAACGAGGAAGGAAAACUAAUGAGGCCAGCAGCAGUUCAUCUGAAGAGACAACAGAGAAAGAAUCCAAGAGAAACAAGGUUAUAGAUGAGAAGACUCUAGUUGUGCACAGUCCUGACUGGGCGAACCUGCUUCAGGACAUUAUCCUGCAGGUGUUUCAGUACUUGCCCCUUCUGGAUCGUGCUCAUGCAUCACAGGUCUGCCGAAGCUGGAACCAAGUGUUUCAUAUGCCUGAUCUCUGGAGGUGUUUUGAGUUUGAACUGAAUCAACCAGCUACGUCUUACUUGAGGGCUACACAUCCUGAACUAAUCAAGCAAAUAAUAAAGAAGCAUUCCAAUCACCUGCAGUAUGUGAGCUUCAAGGUGGACAGUAGUAAGGAAUCUGCAGAAGCAGCUUGUGAUAUUUUAUCACAGCUUGUGAAUUGCUCUCUGAAAACACUUGGGCUAAUUUCAACUGCCCGGCCAAGCUUCAUGGAUUUACCAAAGUCUCACUUUAUUUCUGCACUGACAGUGGUGUUUGUAAACUCCAAAUCCCUCUCUUCACUAAAGAUUGACGAUACACCAGUAGAUGAUCCAUCUCUCAAAGUGCUAGUGGCUAACAACAGCGACACGCUCAAACUGUUGAAAAUGAGCAGUUGUCCUCAUGUUUCUCCAGCUGGUAUCCUUUGCGUGGCUGACCAGUGUCAUGGUUUACGUGAACUGGCGCUGAACUACCACCUGCUAAGUGAUGAGCUUCUGCUUGCUCUGUCUUCUGAAAAACAUGUCAGGUUAGAACACUUGCGCAUUGAUGUUGUCAGUGAAAAUCCUGGACAGACUCAGUUCCACACGAUUCAGAAGAGCAGCUGGGACGCUUUCAUCAAGCAUUCUCCUAAAGUAAAUUUAGUAAUGUACUUUUUCUUGUAUGAAGAAGAGUUUGACCCAUUCUUUCGUUACGAAAUACCUGUCACUCACCUUUACUUUGGAAGAUCGGUAAGCAAAGACGUACUUGGCCGCGUUGGGAUGACAUGUCCUCGGUUAGUUGAACUGGUGGUGUGCGCCAAUGGAUUGCGGCCCCUGGAUGAGGAGCUGAUCCGUAUUGCAGAACGGUGCAAGUAUCUGUCAGCCGUUGGCCUCGGGGAAUGUGAAGUCUCUUGCAGUGCCUUUGUUGAGUUUGUGAAGAUGUGUGGCGGUCGUCUCUCUCAGCUGUCUAUUAUGGAGGAAGUUUUGAUUCCUGAUCAGAAAUACAGCUUGGAGCAGAUUCACUGGGAAGUUUCAAAGCAUCUCGGUAGGGUCUGGUUCCCGGACAUGAUGCCCACAUGGUAA
Molecule: messenger RNA, 1302 nt
Organism: Cariama cristata (Red-legged seriema)
Lineage: Eukaryota; Metazoa; Chordata; Aves; Cariamiformes; Cariamidae
Gene: FBXL3
Product: F-box and leucine-rich repeat protein 3
Exons: 4
Coding region: 1-1302 (433 amino acids)
Biological process (GO): G2/M transition of mitotic cell cycle; entrainment of circadian clock by photoperiod; SCF-dependent proteasomal ubiquitin-dependent protein catabolic process
Cellular component (GO): nucleus; SCF ubiquitin ligase complex; cytosol
Molecular function (GO): protein binding
Source: RefSeq, a predicted model, not a curated record